AUGGCGGGCAUGUCACCACGAGAUGUUGGAUUUAGCCAACAAGGCCAAGUCGAUUGGGUGUCUUUUGGGAAGGGUGUGAAGAACCUAACUGUUGGUUUGAUCAUGAGGUUUCAAGGAGCAGGCGUGCAGCAUGGUACGUAUCUAGCGAUUAUGGAACUUUCCAAGUACUUUUCCCUUUCGGAGAAAGGCGAGGAGAACCUUAUUGCCAGCAUCCGGCAACAGAAGGCCUGUUGGCGGUGGGAGGCACUCUACUUCGGCUUUGACGAACGGAGUUUAUUCAUGACUUUGACGGACAAUGCCGAAGGCCUCAAAAUCAUAACGGUACUGUCAGCUCUACUGAAACAUCAACAAUGUCCUGAGAACUACCAUCCAUCACAUUCGCAACUGCUGGGCUUCGUAAAGGUCUGUAGUGGUGCACUAGCAGGGUCACCACUUCAGGAAAUCGUUCGCCAUAUGCUAGGUCCAACAAAACCUUGGAGACCUGACGACUCGAGAUCUGAUCCUAUAGACAUAGCCAAAACACUCCAAGGACUUUUCGACAUCACCCAAGGACGAAAGAAGACCAUUUCUGUUACUGGAGGUCAGAGUGGUGCUUACAUUGCUGCUGCAGCAUACUGGCUCUUCUCACUGAAAGUGUGGGUUCAGGAUCAUAACGGAAAUUUUAUCUUCACCUCUGCCAUGAGCACCUCGUCUUCCGAAGUGUACGUCCAAUAUGUCACCGACCUGAGCGUCCCCCAUGUUGCCAUCACAAACUAG
Alternaria atra is the source of this 756-nucleotide messenger RNA. RefSeq lists its product as uncharacterized. Bases 1 to 756 code for a protein of 251 amino acids. NCBI's taxonomy places the organism in Eukaryota, Fungi, Ascomycota, Dothideomycetes, Pleosporales, Pleosporaceae. The record is from RefSeq and is a predicted model, not a curated record. The transcript has 2 exons.